Styela clava is the source of this 2888-nucleotide messenger RNA. RefSeq names its product salivary peroxidase/catechol oxidase-like. Gene Ontology annotation, biological process: response to oxidative stress. Gene Ontology annotation, molecular function: heme binding; peroxidase activity. The record is from RefSeq and is a predicted model, not a curated record. Lineage: Eukaryota; Metazoa; Chordata; Ascidiacea; Stolidobranchia; Styelidae.
AUGGCGCUUGUCAUAAUAAUCGGACUUUUUAUCCUUCAGUCAAGUCUGGGUGUGCACCAGGAACAAAAAAGGUGCUCAACGCGAAAAGUAAAUUGCGCUUCAAGUACACAUCAAUCAUAUGAUGGGGCUUGUAACAACUUGGAAAACCCCACCCAAGGUGCUACCAAUACUGUAUUGAACCGCUUGUUACCACCGGAAUAUGAUGAUUCAAAAGACCAGCCAAGAUCGCAAGGUGUUUUUGGAAAACUUCCAUCAACAAGAAGCAUAUCGAAUACGUUGGAGGGCUCUAAGGUUUUAAUUUCAAGCGACAUAUCACAUAUGCAUGUAAUUUUUGGACAGUUGCUCGCGCAUGAUAUUGUGAUCACGGCAAUGACAACUGAAAACGAUGGUUCAGAGUUAGACUGCAACUGUUACAACCCUAAUAAAGACUGUAUCAACAUAGAAAUACCGUUUGGUGAUGUUCAGAGAAGAGAAGAUAAUGUUAAAUGCAUGCCUCUCGCAAGAUCAAAAGCUGCGACUGGUGCAGAUGGGUGCGAAUUUCCUUAUCGAGAACAAGUAAGCGAGCUCUCGAGUGUAAUUGACGCCUCGUUUGCUUAUGGAAAAUCUGAUGAAGAGGCGCGUGAAUUGCGGGAUCUUAGAUCACCUUCAGGAGAAUUGAAAACUUCGACAAACCCGGCAUCUGGACGACACGGAAACCUUCCCAAUCAAGAUCAUUUGGCCUAUACGGGCAUUGCGGACUCAAUGCAAUGCCCGAUAAAAGUUCAUACCCCAUCGGAUAUUCCGUGCUUCGUAGCCGGUGAUGUAAGAGCAAACGAAAAUCCAGGAAUUAUUUCAUUACAUACUAUUAUGGUUCGAUAUCAUAACCACCUUGCCAGGAGUCUUAAAUCAAUCAAUAAAGCGUGGUCUGGUGAUGAAGUUUUCCAUACUACUAGACGAAUUGUAUCCGCAGUAUACCAAUCUAUAACGUAUCGAGAGUAUAUCCCUCCCAUGCUGGGACCAUUGUGGACAAAAAGAUUUGGUUUGAAACUCAUUGAUGGAUAUGCGUAUUGGAACGGAUACGAUAAACGAUAUAACGUAGCCAUCACUAACGAAUUUGCAACUGCAGCUUUAAGGUACGCCCACAGUCAAGUUAGUGAUGUAUUGUCUCGCCCAGAUUCUUUUCUCCGACGCGGGAGCAUACCAGACGUUACGGUCGCCCGUACAUUUUUCACCAGUGAUGCUCAUUUAAACAAAUUUGGAGGUGGGUCAGGAGCAUUUUUGCGUGGCUUAAUGACUGACAACGCUCAGAAAACUGAUCCUACAUUGGUUGAUGCGUUGCGCAAUCAACUUUAUGCGGAAAGAAAUAAGAAAUUUGGCUUGGAUCUUUUUGCAGUCAACAUGCAAAGAGGACGAGAUCAUGGUUUGCCGGGUUAUAAUAAAUACAGAGAAUUGUGUGGUUUACCUAAAGCCAAUUCUUUCUAUGAGUUAUCAAGCGAAAUACCAGGUGAUGUUAUCAGUCGUCUAAAACAAGUUUACGAAUCUGUGCACGACAUCGAUCUGUAUGCUGGAGGAAUAGCCGAAAACCCCGUGACGGGUGGGCAAGUCGGACCAACAUUUGCUUGUAUUUUAGCCUACGGUUUCCGCUCACUAAGAAUGGGUGACCGUUACUGGCACGAAAACAAGCGCGAUCCCUCUUCAUUCACACCACAACAACUUGCUGCGAUACGCAACACAACAUUCGCUAGUAUUCUUUGUCAAGUCGGUGAAGACAUGAAAAUUGUGGCGAGGAAGCCGUUGAUUAUGAAAGACGGAAAACCCGACAACCUCGUCAGUUGCUACAGCAUACCUGGUAUAGAUCUUUACUCGUGGAAGCAGGAUAGCCAGUAUCAUAAGCAAGAAGCAGCAAGAAAUGUUGAAUACAAGUGGACCGUGUGGUUUGUUACGAAGUAUACCAAAAUAAAUCAAGUCGAUGUCGAAAAGGCGCCAUUACAUAUCUUAAAAACGAGGCCAGACGAAACAUGCGAAACUCGGUUAGGCUAUAAACUUCGUACUGUGCCACACAGUCGGUUUAUUCAAAUUCAAUUUGCUUGCCCCGUUGGUUCAAUUAAAUAUUCAGACUUUCCAUUUCAACUUUCGCCGAAUCACUACUGGUCAAAUUGGAUUUCGGCAUCUUCUUCUUACGGUCAUGAAUCAUCAGUCGAAAUUUACAAAUUUAAGUGUGAGCAUGUGGUGGCAAUUCAGGCAAAGUCAGGCAAGAAAUAUGCAAGUGAAACCGGUGACGUUUUUGAAAAAUUCGGCCCUCAGUCCGGAUUUUUAUGUCGGGACAAUGAUCAAAUUAAGGGAAAGUGUCACAAGUACACAGUUCGUGCAUUGUGCCUCGGUAAAAGAAAAAGUAUCAAAGGGAUAACCCGCCAGAAUGGCUACCCUGAACCUUUCGGUAUCAAAGAGAUAACCCGCCAGCAGAAUGCCUAUCCUGAACCUCCCGGUUUUGUCAGUUCCAGAAGAGCUUUAAAUAUUGCGACAUCGUAUUGUAAUUUGUACGGUGUUUGUUGCAAUCCCCCAUCUACACACUACAUGUUGACGUCUUCUCCAGUCAUGUUGUCCGCCAGAAACUUAUGCAGGCAAUACGGCAUUUGCUGUCGAUCCUGAAAUCUAUGUGCAAUUAUUUUAUAUUACAAUCAAACUUACUCGUAAUAAAUAUUUGUAUAAUGCCCUCUACAGUCUUUUGUCAAUUCUCACCCACAAAAGUCUAUUCUUUAUUGUAACCGUGGUUUGUCUGUGGCCAGUGAAUAAAAAUGGCUGUUCGUGCGCUUGUACAGUGUUAGAGCUUAAUGACUAAUGACCUUCAAAUCGGCUUGUAUAUGUACAUAUCUGUAGUUCAUCAUGCAUGCAUUAUAGUAAAAACGUGA